Molecule: messenger RNA, 2029 nt
Organism: Suillus subaureus
Lineage: Eukaryota; Fungi; Basidiomycota; Agaricomycetes; Boletales; Suillaceae
Exons: 2
Coding region: 252-1805 (517 amino acids)
Molecular function (GO): protein binding
Source: RefSeq, a predicted model, not a curated record
UGCCGAGGGGAUGCGGAUACCAGUCUAGUCAAGAUGAUCGUGUCAAUUGUUCAGUCGGACAGACCCAGCAUGUCAAUGCGAGUUCCUCCGAAGAAUAAUAAUGAAAGCCACGAGUUCGACUCGUGCGUGUGGAAUUUCAGUAACACGCGAAGACACUCGCGUAAUUCCUGACUUACCGAGCAGGCUGGGAUAAAAGGUUCCAAUGAUAGCAAGGAGGUAGACGAUUCAGAAGAACAAGAGUUUCAAUCAGUAUGCCUGACAACGACCUGUCGCGCUCUUUUACCAUGUCAAGAUUUUCGCAGAGAACCUACCAACCUAGUGUUGACAGGGAACUCUUUCAAGUGCUGCAAUCAGAGGCAGUGCACCUUGAAAGGAAGGAGAUAGAACUUGUAUCGCAAAUCAAGGCGCUCUCGGAGGUUUUGGUUUCCGUUCGUAGCACGCUAUCCACAAUACGCGUUCGAGCAAGCGAAUGUGCAAAGCGCAUUUCUCCAGCUGCUCGCCUGCCCGAUGAAACUUUGCUUGCAAUUUUUGAGGAAGCAGUUUCAAGCCAGGACGUGCGCUCACGGACAAGGGCUGAAAGCACGAUAUCGCGUGUGUCGCAUCGUUGGCGAAGGAUAGCUCUGCAUACACCCCGGCUGUGGACACGGGUCUGUGUAACUCCUGACACGGACGAGCGUGACAUGCAGCUACACCUCUUGCGAUCCGCUACUCUUCCUCUUGAUGUGGAAGUCUGGGGAUGGUGGGAUUAUCGAGAUUCUUUCACUAGGCCUCAUCACUUCGAACAUACCCUAGCCGCAAUCCUCCCGUCUGCGUCUCGUUGGCGUCGUAUAAAAAUUGGCGCGUCCUGCGACGCCCUUCUCACGAAUCUUUCCUUUAUUCUGCGUACCGUGGGACCUUUAGACACACUUCAGCAAGUUGCCUUUAAAGCCCAGCAGCCCGGGCAGAUAUGUCCGACAACUCUCCUCAUGGGAAAAUCAGCACCCAAUCUCCGGUCCAUUGAUGUCGAAAACAUUGUUCUUACAGCGCGUUCCCCUUGUUUACACAAUCACGAUUUCGACUGCUUCAUUGAUGUAACCCAUCUUACUCUUCGACUCCAUGAAGGAGAUGCGAGGGCCCUAAAGACUACGACGGAACUCCAAGGUUUCCAUGCGUUGCUUUUGCGAAUGCCCAAUCUAGUCUCCCUUUCUCUCUACGGAGAACUUGUUUGUGUCAGAUCGGCUACAAGCCUCGAGGACCAGGCCAACAUCACGUUGCCUCGUUUACAGACGUUAAUUCUUCAUCCUAAUACUGUCCGGCCUCGCUGCCUGCGGAACAUCAUCGCGAUGGUAAUGGCACCAGAUCUACGGCACUUUGAGCUUGUCUACCCAGAUAGCUUUACUCAAGGCCAGGACAUCUCCGAUCUACUUCUCAAAAAGGGAUGUGAACAACCUACACCUAAAUUCCCCCUAGUUGAACGUCUUGUGCUCAACAAUGCCGUCAAUAUAACUUCGGCUGCCGCAUUCAUCCAGGCCUUCCCAGGAGUAGAUCAGCUGACCAUUUCUGGCGCCGACGUCGGGAUUUUCAAUAUGCCAACUGGGGAAGUGAUAGGAGGAAGUUGGAGAACCAUUACAAGACUAAUAUUGCGGCCUUCCCAGCGAGAUCGUCUGACCACGGUGGUCGACUGGCUAGAUGCUGUAACUAAAAAUGGCGAACUUCAAGCGCCGUUGGUCCGGGGGCCAAUGACCGACUGUCCCAUUAUGUUGCACCUCUAUGAGGAGCUCAAGCGAUAUACUGAAAUCGAACUGCUUGAUAUGGCCUCAAAAUAGCUCUCUGGAUAGCCCGAGGAGGAUAAAACUAUUUACAGAUGUAUGUGCGAGAAUGCGUUUCUUUUCGGUACAUACUAGUAUGCGAACAAAGUAUCGUACUUCGUUAUCUAAUUUUGUGGGGAGGGUGCGGCAACCCAAAGUAAACAUGACGUGACGUGAAUGAAUCGUUAUAUGAUAUCGUAAAUCAUGCCUCUUUUCCAGGAUUUCCCGGAAGUUUGGCGGAU